Molecule: messenger RNA, 2211 nt
Organism: Lutra lutra (Eurasian river otter)
Lineage: Eukaryota; Metazoa; Chordata; Mammalia; Carnivora; Mustelidae
Gene: HCRTR1
Product: hypocretin receptor 1
Exons: 8
Coding region: 293-1582 (429 amino acids)
Biological process (GO): G protein-coupled receptor signaling pathway; feeding behavior
Cellular component (GO): membrane
Molecular function (GO): orexin receptor activity
Source: RefSeq, a predicted model, not a curated record
UUGCGCCCAGCCGAGCAAGCCCAGGCAGCGCGGCCUUGGGAGGGGGCUGCCCCGGACCCCCCCUCCCCCGACCCGGGCCCCUGAAGCCCGGCCUUCGGGGCAGGGAGGCGGAGUCCCCGGUGCAAGGUCCGGGGACCAGCAGCCGAGGACGCCGGGGUCCUGGAGCCAACAGGAGGCUUGGGGCUGGGACCCCAGAGACCUGUGUGCAAGAGAAGUGGGCUGAGACCUAGUCGGGGCUCCCCACGCCCUGCUGGGCCCAGGAUGCCCCUAGCCAUCAGCAGCUCCUGAGCUCAUGGAGCCCUCGGCCACCCCAGGGGCCCAGACUGGGACCCCCACUGGCGGCGGGGACCCAUCAUCAUCCCAGGUGCCUCCUGACUACGAAGACGAGUUCCUGCGCUACCUGUGGCGUGAUUAUCUCUACCCAAAGCAGUAUGAGUGGGUCCUCAUCGUUGCCUACGUGGCUGUGUUCCUUGUGGCCCUGGUGGGCAACACUCUGGUCUGCCUGGCUGUCUGGAGGAACCACCACAUGAGGACAGUCACCAACUACUUCAUCGUCAACCUGUCCCUGGCUGACGUGCUUGUAACAGCCAUCUGCCUCCCGGCCAGCCUGCUGGUAGACAUCACUGAGUCCUGGCUCUUCGGUCAUGCCCUCUGCAAGGUCAUCCCCUAUCUACAGGCCGUGUCUGUGUCGGUGGCAGUGCUGACUCUCAGCUUCAUCGCCCUGGACCGCUGGUACGCCAUCUGCCACCCGCUGCUGUUCAAGAGUACUGCGAGGCGCGCCCGUGGCUCCAUCCUGGGGAUCUGGGCUGUGUCCUUGGCCAUGAUGGUGCCCCAGGCUGCCGUCAUGGAAUACAGCAGCGUGCUGCCUGAGCUAGCCAACCGCACCCGGCUCUUCUCCGUCUGUGAUGAACACUGGGCAGAUGACCUCUACCCCAAGAUCUACCACAGUUGCUUCUUCAUUGUCACUUACCUGGCCCCACUGGGCCUCAUGGCCAUGGCCUAUUUCCAGAUCUUCCGCAAGCUCUGGGGCCGCCAGAUCCCCGGCACCACAUCCGCCCUGGUGAGGAACUGGAAGCGGCCCUCAGACCAGUCGGACGACCCGGGGCAGGGCCCGAGCGCAGAGCCCCCGCCCCGGGCCCGGGCCCGGGCUUUCCUGGCUGAGAUGAAGCAGAUGCGGGCGCGGAGGAAGACGGCCAAGAUGCUGAUGGUGGUGCUGCUGGUCUUUGCCCUCUGCUACCUGCCCAUCAGCGUCCUCAAUGUCCUCAAGAGGGUGUUCGGGAUGUUCCGCCAAGCCAGCGACCGAGAAGCCGUCUAUGCCUGCUUCACCUUCUCGCACUGGCUGGUGUACGCCAACAGCGCUGCUAACCCCAUCAUCUACAACUUCCUCAGUGGCAAAUUCCGGGAGCAGUUUAAGGCCGCCUUCUCCAGCUGCCUGCCUGGCCUGGGUCCCUGCUACUCUCCGAAGGCCCCCAGCCCCCGCUCCUCUGCCAGCCACAAGUCCUUGUCCUUGCACAGCCGGUACUCCGUCUCCAAAGUCCCCGAGCACGUGGUGCUCACCACUGUCACCACGGUGCUGCCCUGAGAGACAGUCGCCCUGGUGGCUCCCGGCGGGGGAGGUGGUACGAGCUGCUUCCUACCUGGGCUGCUCCCCUGACUCCUUGUGGAGACUGCUGGAUGCAGUGGGAGGCCAUGGCUCCAGACCUGGUUUUCUGCCUGUUUAACUCUGGGCAAGUGACUUUCCUUCUCUGAGCCCUGUCUCCUAAGCAGGAUUGAUGGGAGGAUUAAGCAUGCUCGAGAAAGCGGAAAGCUCGUUGUAGAUUGUGAAGUGUUGUGGACGGGAUUAUCCUAUUCCUCCCACAUGACUGUGCCCCACGGUCUCAUCCAUCCCUAUCAUCCUUCUGCAGCUCGGCCUUCCUCCCAAAGAUCUCUCUCCCACCCAAUUACAGGCCUUCCCUGGAGUCUGUUGUAAGGGUCCUGGCGGGCAGUGCCAUCUGGCCCAGCGGCUCCAGCGGAAAGCCUAGCUGCUCUGAGGCCCACGUGAACGAAUCGGGGUCCAGCCUUUCCCUGGUAGGAACACAGCCCCAUCCUGGCCACGUGCCGUGUGCACCGCAGACUGGACCCCGUCGGCUUUCUGGUGUGCUAGAACACUCUCUGUGUGGCCAUUUGGCAUGGAGGCCAGCAGCCUGAAGCAACUGUAAUUAAAAGCCUGGC